Messenger RNA from Eublepharis macularius, 1908 nucleotides. RefSeq names its product serine/arginine repetitive matrix 3 (gene SRRM3). Lineage: Eukaryota; Metazoa; Chordata; Lepidosauria; Squamata; Eublepharidae. Gene Ontology annotation, molecular function: mRNA binding. The coding region runs from base 1 to 1908 and encodes 635 amino acids. The record is from RefSeq and is a predicted model, not a curated record. The transcript has 15 exons.
AUGUCCGUCUGCAACAACGGCGGCGCCAGGAUGCCUUCUCCCCACGAGGCUUCCAAUGGCUUCCCCCAGCCCAGCGCCUCGGGCACAUGGCACAAGCCCGAGGAGGAAGCACGGCUGGUAGAGGCCGGCUUGGUGAAGAAGGCCCAUCGGGAAAUCCUGGACCACGAGAGGAAAAGGCGUGUGGAGCUGAAGUGCAUGGAGCUCCAGGAGAUGAUGGAGGAGCAAGGGUACUCUGAAGAGGAGAUCCGGCAGAAAGUAGGAACUUUCCGGCAGAUGCUGAUGGAAAAGGAGGGCGUGCUCACCCGGGAGGACCAGCAUGGGAGACAGAUAGUGAUAGAAAACCAUCACAUGGUGGAUGGAGAAGAAUACACAAUGGAGUACCCUGCUUACGGAGAGGGCUACCCCCUGCAGUGUGACUGUACAACUGACUGCUAUCAAGAUGACAGCAGUCACAGAGAGUACAGGCUGAAGAGGCGGUCCAGCACCUCGACCUCACCUCCACCCAAGAAGAAAAAGAAAAAGAAAUCGGGUCAUCGCAGGAGCCGCAAAAAGAGGAAACCUGGAUCGGAGCGCAGUGGGGAGAGCUCCUCUCCAAUCCGAAAGGAGAAGAAGAAAAAGACAGGGAAAAAGCAUAGGAGGGACAGAUCUGCAUCCGGAUCUCGCAAGAAGAGGAGGCACAGGUCCAGAAGUCCCAAGAGCAAAAGGAAAGAGAAAAACAAAGACCGCAAAAGGUCAUACAGCGAAUCGUCUACCCAGCGGUCUCACAGGCACAGCAGCUGCAGUUCUCGGAGUGCCUCCCUCUCUUCAAGUUACAGCAACUGCAAAUCAACAAGCCGAAUGAGCCCCAAGUACAGAGAGGAUGGUCAGAAGGCCAACAGCCAUCGGUCCAGCCGGAGUCCCUCCUCUUCUUGCACUGGCCACAGCCGAUCAGCCACACCUCACCAAAACGGACACAAGGGCAGCGCCCAGAAUGGACGCCAUAGCCACGGGGCCCUCGUGGAGAAACAACAGGAGCAGAGGCUGGAUUCUGCAUCACCUUCAUCUAGGGUGCACGUCAAGACCGAAGCGCCAUCACCUCAUGCCAAAGCUGGCAGGGGGACGAAGCAUGGCCUCAAGACCCCACGGCGGUCCAUAUCACCGGGGAGGUGCUCUGGAGGAGAUAAACACCUUCACAGGCGCCGAUCCAGAUCUGCGUCAAUGCAUAAGCACAAAGGGCGUGGCAGGACAAAGGCUUCUGGCCCUAAGGACUCCCCACGCUCUGUCAGCCAUACAGGCUACAGCAGUGACUCAGAGGGGUCCACCAGCUCACAUCCAUACCAUGCGACAGCUGGGGCAGAAAAGAACCACGGAGUGCACACGAAAACGACAAAGGAAAGGCACCAUCGGGGAAGACCUCAUAGCUGCUCUCCGCCCCCAGUCAAACACUCCAGGCACAAUUCAGGGCGAAGGAAGAGUCUGUCACGCAGCAGCACUUGGAGUUCCAGUAGGUCACCAUCAAAAUCCCGGUCCCGAUCCCGGGAAAAGAGAUCUGCACGCAGCAGGACACGAUCUGGAUCACAGAAAAAAAACACUAGCAGCAGAGAGAAGGAUAACGAGCCACGAACCCGGCACAGCGACACUGAACCGACCCGCACCCGACGUCGUUCCCGAAGCUAUUCCCCCAUCCGGAAGAGAAGGCGUGACUCUCCCAGCUUUAUGGAGCCCAGAAGGAUCACUAGUGCUCGCAAGCGUCCGAUCCCCUACUACCGGCCCAGCCCGUCAUCCUCCAGCUCACUGAGCAGCUACUCUUAUAGCCGCAGCCGCAGCUAUGACAGCUACAGCCACAGCCACAGCCGUAGCCGGACACGCAGCCACAGCCGCAGCCCAAGUUACAACAGCUGCAGCAGCUCCGAGAGCACUGGCUUUUGA